AUGAGCAAGAAGAAGCCCUACAAGUGCUCGGAGUGUGGGAAGAGCUUCAGGCAGAGCAAUCACCUGCUCCGCCACCAGAUGAUCCACACUGGGGAAUGGCCCUACAAGUGUGGGGCAUGUGGGAAGGGCUUCAGCUGCAGCUCCGACCUGACUGUGCACCAGAGGGUCCACACCGGGGAGAGACCCUAUGAGUGUUCUGGGUGUGGGAAGAGGUUUCGGAUAAGCUUCCAUCUCCUUCUGCGUGAGCGCAUUCACACAGAGGAGAGGCCUUUUCGCUGCCCUGACUGCGGAAACGCCCUCAAGCAAAACUCCCACCUCGUCAUCCACCGGUGCACACACACUGGGGAGAGGCCCUAUGAGUGUCCCCAGUGUGGAAUGAGCAUAACCCAGAGAUCUGCCUUGACCAAACACCAACGGAAGCACCAGUAA
Messenger RNA from Passer montanus (Eurasian tree sparrow), 429 nucleotides. Its product is annotated as zinc finger protein 239-like. NCBI's taxonomy places the organism in Eukaryota, Metazoa, Chordata, Aves, Passeriformes, Passeridae. Bases 1 to 429 code for a protein of 142 amino acids. The transcript has a single exon. The record is from RefSeq and is a predicted model, not a curated record.